Molecule: messenger RNA, 360 nt
Organism: Thlaspi arvense
Lineage: Eukaryota; Viridiplantae; Streptophyta; Magnoliopsida; Brassicales; Brassicaceae
Source: the annotation of a GenBank genome assembly
AUGGCGAAAAAGGCGGUGCUUAUUGGGAUCAAUUACCCAGGAACCAAGGCGGAAUUGCGUGGUUGCGUCAACGAUGUUCGUCGGAUGUACAAAUGUCUCGUCGAACGCUACGGCUUCGCCGAGGAGGACAUCACGGUGCUGAUCGACACCGAUGAAUCCUCUACCCAACCCACGGGCAAGAACAUCCGCAAGGCUCUCGCGGAUCUCGUCGGCUCGGCGGAUUCCGGCGACUUUCUCGUCGUGCAUUACAGUGGGCACGGUACGAGGCUACCGGCGGAGACAGGGGAGGACGAUGACACUGGCUACGACGAGUGUAUUGUUCCUUGCGACAUGAAUCUGAUUACAGGUGAGUCUCAUUAA